Messenger RNA from Leptidea sinapis, 2116 nucleotides. RefSeq names its product sodium- and chloride-dependent glycine transporter 1-like. Gene Ontology annotation, molecular function: glycine transmembrane transporter activity. Gene Ontology annotation, biological process: sodium ion transmembrane transport. Lineage: Eukaryota; Metazoa; Arthropoda; Insecta; Lepidoptera; Pieridae. The record is from RefSeq and is a predicted model, not a curated record. The transcript is spliced from 12 exons. Bases 120 to 2024 code for a protein of 634 amino acids. Gene Ontology annotation, cellular component: membrane.
AUGAUAGCAGAUACAUCCCUGCUCACAUCCAAAUUAUGCCCCAGUUGGUUUGAAGUGCCUAUGUUUAUUUAUAAGAAACCACGAUUGUUUUACGACGAAUGUAAAAGUUGUUUUCACCAAUGGCUGACGGAAAUAACUCUGUGAAUUCGGUACCAACAAAAAGCUACCUGGCUACAAAUGGAUCUGGAAAAAGCAAGAGUGAUACGCCAAAACGAGCGUCGUGGGGCAGUCCUUUGGAAUUUAUAUUGGCCUGUCUGGGAUACGCAGUGGGUUUAGGAAAUGUAUGGAGAUUUCCUUAUUUAUGCUACCGGAAUGGCGGAGGUGCAUUCCUCAUUCCAUUCUUCUUGAUGAUUAUACUUAUUGGUCUGCCAAUAUUUUAUUUAGAGUUAUACAUGGGCCAAUACACAGCCUUAGGGCCGAUAAAGGCUUUCUCAUAUAUAUCUCCAUUCUUCAGCGGGGUGGGAUACUGUACCUUGGUUGUGAUAAGCCUUAUAUCAAUCUAUUACAUGAUAAUCGUGGCGUGGACUUUAUACUACACUAUCGUAUCUAUAAUUGGGAAUCUCGAUUGGGGAUCUUGUGAAAAUGAAUUCAACAGUAUUCAUUGCUACAGUACUGGUUAUGAUCUUGCGUGUAGAGAAAACAAUACAGGGGCUUUUACUGACCUUACUUACUAUAUGAAGAAUUGCAUGACUGUCGGAGAUGUCUGUAAAAGUAUUGGCCUAGAACCUUUUGACGGUACGUACUGCAGUGAUGGCGAUUCGUUAGUGCCUUGGCGCACCAAUAUAACGAGAGUACUGGCCUCUGAAGAGUAUUAUAAUGAAGCCGUUCUUGGGAGAGGUGAUGCAACUUGGUCAAACUGGGGUACAAUACAGUGGCAUCUUGUUGGCUGUCUCUUUGCGUCUUGGUUUAUAGCUUUCUUGUGCGUCAUUAAAGGCGUACAAUCUGCUGGAAAAGUGGUCUAUUUCACUGCGCUCUUCCCAUACGUCAUGUUGACAGCCCUAUUGAUCAGGGGUGUCACUUUGGAGGGUGCUGUCGAUGGUAUAUUAUUCUAUUUAUCGCCGAAAUGGGAAACAUUGUUAGAAGCCAAAGUAUGGGGAGACGCAGCGUCGCAGACAUUCUACUCAUUUGGUGUUGCGUGUGGAUCUCUUAUUACGCUGGCUUCUUACAACAACUUUACCAAUAAUUGUCAUUUCGAUGCGAUAUUCGUUUGUUUUACAAACUUCAUGACGUCGAUCUACGCUGGAUUUGCAAUCUUCUCCGUUCUUGGGUUCCAGGCGCAGCUGAUGGGCGUCAGUGUUGAUGACGUAGCACAGCAGGGUCCUGGAUUGGCGUUCGUAGCGUAUCCCGAAGCCAUAAUACAAAUGCCUCUGCCCCAGCUCUGGGCUAUACUUUUUUUCUUUAUGCUGUUCAUACUUGGAUUAGGAUGCCAAUUUGCGGGUAUAGAAGCUAUUAAUACAACCAUCGUAGACCAAUGGCCUGUGCUAAGGAAGAGGUACUGGAUGGUAACGGCGUUCACAUGUUUCACAUGCUUUGUACUUGGACUGCCUAUGUGUUUCAGUGGAGGUGUUUACUUAUUCACAGUACUAGAUUGGAACACCGCAUCUUGGGCUGUCUUGCUCAUCGGAAUAGCUGAAUGCACUGCAGUGUCGUGGAGCUACGGAAUCAAUAGAGCGAUCAGUGACUUAGGAAAAAUGAAUAUGAAAUUCAACAGAGUCGUAAGAUUUUAUUGGAAAGCCGCAUGGACAGUAACCGUACCCUGUGCUAGUCUGGGCGUAUUAAUAUUUGUUUUUAUUGAAUGGACCUCACCAUACUAUGGAGACUACGAGUUCCCACUUUUUGCGGAUAUACUCGGCUGGGCUGUUGGCUUAUCAACUGUAGUAUUAUUUCCAGUGGGAGUUUGUUGGGCACUAUACAGAGGAAAUAGAGGGAGAGAUUUAUUCACACCAUCAGAUAAAUGGAAGCCAGCUGUGAACUUAUUAGAUAGUGAUGAACUUGGUUAUGAUAACGUUGCCGCGGCGCACUGAAGGAAUAUGAUUUUGCCAGGAGACUAUCAACUAAAUGAUAAUAUAUAUUUUAUAGUAAAAUAUUAAAUAAAAACCAUGACAUGACAAGAAAA